Molecule: messenger RNA, 1133 nt
Organism: Homo sapiens (human)
Lineage: Eukaryota; Metazoa; Chordata; Mammalia; Primates; Hominidae
Exons: 4
Coding region: 1-642 (213 amino acids)
Source: RefSeq, a predicted model, not a curated record
AUGGCGACUGAACCCUGCUUGUGGCACUCCAGGCUCAGUGGCUGGCAGCCGUGCAGGUCCAAGCCUGGGUCCCCUCUAGCACGAGUGGCUGCGUUUUGGUCUGUUCUGCCAGGCCUCCUGCAGGAGCUCAGGCCAGACCAGUGGCCUCCUACGAAUUUUAUCAAACGCGACUCAGACGAUGCCGUUCAGGCAAGGUUGAGAACCAAGCCCAGCACUGCCUGGUCCAGCCCCUGGGAAGGAAGGCAGGGCCGGGAGCCCCUCCUGCCGCCAGCAGCGACCCUGUCUCGGAAGGUUGUCUUUUCAGGGACGCUUGUACAGCAGACAGCCUUGGAAGAAAGAGAGAGAGUCUCACUCAGGAGCUCAGGACAGGUAUGCUUACUGCCUGUUAUAAAAGAUUCGGGUUCUCUAACAACAGGGUCAUCUCCUGCAAUGCACACCGCUGCUUGCAGGGGUACCUCACCCUCUUCACAUCCCCCCACAGGAGCUGGGGCUCAGGAGCCAUGGUGCACGGACAUGCUGGCCCUGACUCUGCACUACUGGGGGGUGAUAAAGACCUUUGUAUCUGACCCAGGAGUCUCGUGUCCUCUGCCUGCAUUCAUGAAACUGUGGGUGGCUACCUCGUUCAUUCGCAAGGACCUGUGAAAGGAAAAUAAAUCUUGGGACCGCAAAGUCACUAAGCCAAAGGGAAAAGUCACACUGGGAACUGUCAGGCGAGCCUGCUCCCAUUUUAUUCCCAAAUAAGACAGAUACAGAGAUUAAAAAAACAAAAAAGCCACACACCUCCCUCACAAUUUGUGCACAAGGAAAUUCCCCGUGGGGCUCAAGAUCUUUACCCUAGAGCAGUUGUGUGGGAUUUCACCCUGGCAAUGUCAGUGGACAGCUUACCUUCACAGGUGCAGAUGAAGGACAGAACUCAAAGCCAUCCCUCUGCUCCCCUGAGACAAACGCAUAUCUGACUGCUUCCUCGGCCCUGUUGUCUCACUGAGCCAGACUAAGGCACACGUGGCCCUUCCCCUACCCCCUCUCACAUGUGGAUUGUGUAUUCAGUGAAAGGCUGAUCAGAGACUCAUAGAAUGCAACCAUCUAUUGCUUAUCAACAUUAACUGGAAGCCGCUGCUUCGAGUUGUCUCAAG